Messenger RNA from Hyla sarda, 551 nucleotides. Its product is annotated as proline rich transmembrane protein 1B-like. The transcript is spliced from 2 exons. The coding region runs from base 1 to 447 and encodes 148 amino acids. Gene Ontology annotation, cellular component: membrane. Lineage: Eukaryota; Metazoa; Chordata; Amphibia; Anura; Hylidae. The record is from RefSeq and is a predicted model, not a curated record.
AUGUAUCCUCCACCAGCGUUCACCAAUGAGGGGCUCAAAGAACAACCGUAUCCCCCCGGCUUCAUCAUCCAGCCUCCUCCACCGCCAUACUACACCCCACCAGGGCCAAUGCCAACACAGACACCAGCCCCCACCAUGGUGAUCAGUACACAACCAUACGUGGUGGCCAUGCCUCAGCGUCCAUACAGGGACUACAUGGUCCUCUCCAUGGCCACUCUUCUUCUCUUCUGCUGGCCCCUUGGGAUCGCUGCAGUGAUGUACUCCUCCAAGACACGGGACGCCCUGAGGAGGGGAGACCCAUUAAUGGCGGCUCAAUACUCCCACACCGCGUGGAUCAUCAAUAUUGUGGGGAUGGUGAUCGGCUCCCUCGGUCAUGCCGCAUGGAUCAUAUACGUUAUUUAUUUCUAUUCUACGAGGGGCGGAUAUCACAUCCAGCUGUAUGGAUAGAUGACAUCACCGCCAUGAUACUGGAUGCGCCGUGAGUGGACAUUUGUGUUCUAUGUAUUGCACUGUUCUCUGCUUCCUGUCAGUGAAUGAAAAGAUCUUUAUAG